AUGAUCACCCCAGCGAUGAAGAUGAAGGAAUCUCUGGCAGCAGGUAAGGCGCUGAGGUUAGACGAUGAUGAAGUCAAUAGGAAGAUAACCUUCGAUGCAACCUUUCAACAUGCUGUGGUCCGGCAACAUGUCUCUUUAGGACACACUCUAGGGUCCAGGUAUCAAUUCUGUCUACUACAUACUCCACAACGGCGUUUCAAAGGGCUCUUUUUCCAUGAGGCAGUUUGA
Morchella sextelata is the source of this 228-nucleotide messenger RNA. RefSeq lists its product as uncharacterized. Bases 1 to 228 code for a protein of 75 amino acids. The record is from RefSeq and is a predicted model, not a curated record. NCBI's taxonomy places the organism in Eukaryota, Fungi, Ascomycota, Pezizomycetes, Pezizales, Morchellaceae. The transcript is spliced from 3 exons.